AUGCCUGUUUUGGUGAACACAAGGCAGGAAUUAUACGAUGAGUUAUCUACUGCAGAGAGUUCCCUUGCAAUCGUCGAAUAUUUUGCCAAGUGGUGCAAGCAAUGCACAGAAUCUGAAAAAUGGAUCGAUCAAAUCGAGCACGAGCACCCAAAUACCCUCGUCAUCCGAGUCGAUACCGACAUCCUCGCCGGUUACGCGAAGAAAAUGAAAGUCAAAGCCGUCCCUACUUUUCAUUUUUACUCGAAAAACAAGAAAAACGCGAGGAAAUCUUCAAGAAAGCCUUCCGCCGCGCCAAAGAGCAAAUCAAACGAAGAGCAGGAGAAAAAAGAAGAAGUUGUUGUUACUGUAACUGCUGAUCCAGAAACUACAGUUCAAGAGCCUGAGAAAUCUGAAAAUCGAUAA
Messenger RNA from Oikopleura dioica, 402 nucleotides. Lineage: Eukaryota; Metazoa; Chordata; Appendicularia; Copelata; Oikopleuridae. The record is from the annotation of a GenBank genome assembly.